GCUGUUGGCGCCACGACGCACCUCGAUGCCCUCCAUAGACGCCGCGAUGCGAAUCCGAUGCCGCCAACUUAUUUGAAAGUUUCCCGAGAUCGCGGCAGUUAUCCGAGUGAUAAAAUGAAGUGUGCGACGCGAUAAACGCCCUUUUUCUAAAUAAAAUAAAAAACACAAUGUGCUCACCAAAAACUGUUAUCCUUCUACUCGUUUUCCUGCGUAGAGAGAUAUCCUGUUUAAAAGACGUCAUCUUAGACAUAGAACCAAGAGUGGUGGAAUACGGACGAGAAAGUACACUAAGGUGCAGCUACGAUUUAGAGAACGCCUUGCUCUAUACCGUGAAGUGGUAUCGGGGUCAGUUCGAGUUUUAUCGAUAUACGCCAAAAGAACACCCUAGCACAAAACCGUUGGACCUGGAUGGACUCUACAUAGAUGAAUUCGGUUCCAACGAACACCAAGUCGUUCUACGCAACGUCAGUUUCAAUCUCUCUGGGAAUUUUAGCUGCGAAGUAACUACAGAGCCUCCACUAUUUUCAGUGCAAGCGGAUACCAAAGAAAUGCUUGUAGUCGUUUUGCCGAAGAGUUCUCCAAGUUUAAGUACGGAUAAAAGUUUCUACGAGGCAGGGGACGUGUUGAAGGCAAACUGUAGUUCGCCGCAAUCCCGACCGGCUGCGACCCUUACCUUUAUAUUAAAUAAUAUCGUGGUAUGUGAGAAAUGCGUUACCUACAAGCACCCUUUCAAGGAAUUGUUCUGGAGCGAAUCUUCCCUCGAGUUGCCUUUAUUCCCAUCUCAUUUUCACAAUGGCCGAUUAACUCUGAAGUGCGUGGCCCAAAUUGGAGAUUUAUAUCAGCAAGAUACCGACAUCACUUUUACCAACGUUAAAGAUCCCAUUCCUGCUCGAGUGACGCAGAACUCAUCAAGCAAUCGAAUACUUCACAUUCAUUCCCACAUCCAGCCAGCGUUUGUGUUUUUUUAUUUGUGUUACCUGCAAUACGCAUAGAAUCCGAUAUAUUAUAUUGUUACUAGGUAUCUAUGUACGUUCUAGUCAAAAAAUUAUUGUGAUCAACAUUGCUGCAAAAUUUCGUACUAGUUAUAAAUUUGUACGUUUGAUUUGAAUUCAACGUAAUAAAUUAAUAUAU
Messenger RNA from Cylas formicarius (sweet potato weevil), 1131 nucleotides. RefSeq lists its product as uncharacterized. The record is from RefSeq and is a predicted model, not a curated record. Bases 168 to 992 code for a protein of 274 amino acids. Lineage: Eukaryota; Metazoa; Arthropoda; Insecta; Coleoptera; Brentidae. The transcript is spliced from 6 exons.